Cryphonectria parasitica EP155 is the source of this 798-nucleotide messenger RNA. RefSeq lists its product as uncharacterized. The record is from RefSeq and is a predicted model, not a curated record. Gene Ontology annotation, biological process: mitotic sister chromatid segregation. The transcript has 2 exons. NCBI's taxonomy places the organism in Eukaryota, Fungi, Ascomycota, Sordariomycetes, Diaporthales, Cryphonectriaceae. Gene Ontology annotation, cellular component: kinetochore; MIS12/MIND type complex. Bases 1 to 798 code for a protein of 265 amino acids.
AUGGACGGCAGUGCACACCGCAAAAUCGAGCUGCAGUCCCCAGAGGACCUGACCUACCUGAUCAACAACGUGCGGCGCGCCGCGGCUGAGCACAUUGGCGCCGCGUUCCCGCCUGUCGAAGGAGAUGAUGCACAGGAGGACGAGCUGCGUGUGAGGAUCGAAGGCAUGGUCAACGAUUACAUCCACCAGACCUUCACCCUCGCCGCCCCUAACCUCUCCAUCAACGGCUUCGAGCUGGACGCGCGCACCUUUCCCGCCGUGUACCUCUCCGACCCCAAUUCCUCCUCCUCCGCCGCCGCCGCAGCAGGGAACAGGCCCGGCCACAACGACACAGGCCCCGAGGUCCAGUACGAGCCCUUCGACGCCCGCAAGCGCGCCCGCCUCGAGGACCUCGCGCGCGAAGAAGAAGACCUGAUGCGGGAGAUCGCCGCGCUGAAGCGCAGGGUGCCCGCCGCCGCAGCGAGGGCAUACGCGGACGGGUUCUGGGAGGGCGUCAAGGCCGACGAGGCGGCGCUCGGGGAGGCCAGGGAGCAGGCGGCUGUCUUGGCUGCGGCUGGGCCGGCGGCAGGGGAGGACGAGGACACGGACAAGCCCGCUGUCGCUGCUGCUGCUGCUGCUUCUGCGAACAAUAAAGCCAUGCUGGAAGGGCUGGGCCGGGUGGAACGGCGGGAGAAUGUCCGGCGUGGGUAUGUAGGGGUUGUUGACACGCUUGGGCGGCUGAAGAGGGAGAUGCCGGCUGUCGUGGCCAAGAUGGAGAGGGCGAGGGUUGCAGGGGAGUAUGUGGUCACGGAGAGGUAG